CACGAUUAAAAUUGGGAUGUUGGUUACUUUAAAAACGUCCUUUAUUCGCGGUAUAUUGUGGCCUACAGAUUUUGUGACCCGCACAAAUCCAUAUAAGGACUGUUUACUUUAUCAGCAUGAUUGGUUCAAAAAUUCCGAAGUUUUAAAGACCUUUUAUAUGGAAUUUGAAGCAAUAUUUAUAUCAUUGGAGAAUAACUACCCAUAUUCUUAUUCUGAGUACGAAAAUGAACCAGUGAAAAAAGUCGGCUAUGAUACGAGGAGAAAGAAAUUGAACAAUCCUUUAUGCGUCCUGCUAUUUCCCUCGUAA
Molecule: messenger RNA, 307 nt
Organism: Acaulospora morrowiae
Lineage: Eukaryota; Fungi; Glomeromycota; Glomeromycetes; Diversisporales; Acaulosporaceae
Source: the annotation of a GenBank genome assembly